AUGGCACAAUCUUACAGUUUUGAUACUCUACGUGUAAAUCAGCCAUCUGAGUUUGUCUUCCAUGUGCAGUUAAACAGACCACAGAAACGGAAUGCUGUAAACAGACAGUUGAGACGGGACUUGAAAAGCUGCUUUGACCAAUUAGCUACUGAUCCUAAUUGCAGAGCAGUCGUAAUUUCAGGAGCGGGCAAAAUGUUUACUUCAGGUACUACAUGUAUUGACCUUGCCGAUCUUAACGUCUUGCCUGAUCGUAACCUUGAUGCUGCUAGGAUGGGUUUAAGACUUCAUCAGAAUAUCAAGGAUUUUCAAGAUGUUUUUACGGCUAUGGAGAAGUGUCCAAAACCUAUAAUUGCUGCAGUACAUGGUGCCUGUGUUGGCGCUGGGAUUGAUUUAAUUUCUAGUUGCGAUAUCCGACUUUGUAGUAAAGAUACUUAUUUCUCUGUUAAGGAAGUCGAUGUUGGGCUUGCGGCCGAUGUAGGAACUUUACAACGCCUCCCCAAAAUUAUCGGAAACAAUAGUAUAGUUCGAGAAUUAGCGUUUACGGCUCGAAAUUUUUCAUCUGAUGAAGCAAAGGAUAUCGGCCUUGUUAGCAAUGUGCAUGCCGAUAAUAAUACGGUCCUCCAAGCAGCGUUAAAGAUGGCUUCAUUGAUUGCCGCUAAAAGUCCAAUAGCUGUUCUAUCCUCGAAAGUUAGCCUUAACUAUUCUCGGGAUCACACAGUAGAUGAAGGUUUAGAGCACAUUGCAGCGUGGAACAUGUGUAUGUUACAAUCGGAAGACAUGGGGAAAAUUUUUAAGUCUUUUCAGACAAAGGCGCGACCUGUAUUCAGUAAAUUGUAG
This is a messenger RNA of Trichoplax adhaerens, 837 nucleotides long. RefSeq lists its product as uncharacterized. The transcript is spliced from 9 exons. The coding region runs from base 1 to 837 and encodes 278 amino acids. Lineage: Eukaryota; Metazoa; Placozoa; Uniplacotomia; Trichoplacea; Trichoplacidae. Gene Ontology annotation, cellular component: mitochondrion. Gene Ontology annotation, molecular function: delta(3,5)-delta(2,4)-dienoyl-CoA isomerase activity. The record is from RefSeq and is a predicted model, not a curated record.